Molecule: messenger RNA, 1944 nt
Organism: Ochlerotatus camptorhynchus
Lineage: Eukaryota; Metazoa; Arthropoda; Insecta; Diptera; Culicidae
Gene: AP-1mu
Product: adaptor protein complex 1, mu subunit
Exons: 4
Coding region: 185-1453 (422 amino acids)
Biological process (GO): vesicle-mediated transport; intracellular protein transport
Cellular component (GO): clathrin-coated vesicle; clathrin adaptor complex
Molecular function (GO): clathrin-cargo adaptor activity
Source: RefSeq, a predicted model, not a curated record
UCGUGUUCGCCGAGAGAAAAAAAAAGAGUGAAAAAUGACGACAGUGCUGUAAUUUUUGUGUUUUAUUCGUUGUAAUUUAGCUUUUCGACGGCUAAAUCGUGUAUUUAUUGGUUCUUCAUAUCGUGCAUUUAGUGAAGGUGUGACCGUGAAUUUUGAUUCGGAGCGAUAAGAAGCUUGUAGCGCAAUGUCUUCGUCGGCAAUUUUCAUACUGGACGCCAAAGGGAAGGUGCUGAUUUCCCGUAAUUAUCGUGGCCACAUCGACAUGGGUGUGGUUGAUAAGUUCAUGCCACUGUUGAUGGAGAAGGAAGAGGAAGGUUUGAUAACGCCUAUCCUGCAGACACCGGAGUGCACGUUUGCCUACGUGAAGACUAACAAUCUGUACUUAGUUUCGGUGACCCGGAGCAAUGCCAACAUCGCGCUGGUGUUUGUUUUCCUCCACAAAGUGGUUCAGGUGUUUACGGAGUAUUUUAAAGAGCUUGAGGAGGAAAGUAUUCGUGACAACUUUGUCGUCAUCUACGAACUGUUGGAUGAGCUGAUUGAUUUCGGCUAUCCGCAAACAACAGAUAGUAAGAUCCUGCAGGAAUACAUUACCCAGGAGGGUCAUAAGUUGGAGAUACAGCCGCGUAUUCCGAUGGCCGUGACGAAUGCCGUUUCGUGGCGUUCGGAGGGCAUCAAGUAUAGGAAGAACGAAGUGUUCCUGGAUGUGAUCGAAAGUGUUAACCUGCUGGCCAAUGCCAACGGUAAUGUCCUUCGCAGUGAAAUUGUGGGAGCAAUCAAGAUGCGUGUCUAUCUGUCCGGUAUGCCGGAACUGCGGCUGGGCUUGAAUGAUAAGGUGCUGUUCGAGAGUACCGGUCGUGGCAAAUCCAAAUCCGUGGAACUGGAGGACGUCAAAUUCCAUCAGUGCGUGCGAUUGUCCCGCUUCGAGAACGAUCGCACCAUUUCGUUCAUUCCACCAGACGGCGAGUUUGAGCUGAUGUCCUACCGGUUGAACACGCACGUGAAACCGCUGAUCUGGAUUGAAUCGGUAAUCGAACGGCACGCCCACAGCCGGGUCGAGUACAUGAUUAAGGCCAAGUCGCAAUUCAAGCGCCGUUCGACGGCAAACAAUGUGGAAAUUGUCAUUCCGGUGCCGGCCGAUGCCGAUUCACCCAAGUUCAAGACCACGAUCGGAAGCGUCAAGUACGCACCGGAGCAGAAUGCCAUCACCUGGACGAUCAAGUCGUUCCCGGGUGGAAAGGAAUAUCUGAUGCGAGCACACUUUGGACUUCCCAGUGUUGAAUGUGAAGAUUCGGAAGGCAAGCCGCCAAUUCAAGUCAAGUUCGAGAUCCCGUACUUUACGACGUCUGGAAUUCAGGUUCGCUAUCUGAAGAUCAUCGAAAAGAGCGGCUACCAGGCUUUGCCUUGGGUGCGCUACAUAACCCAGAACGGCGACUACCAGUUGAGAACAAACUAAGCAAAUGCAGGGCAUACAUUCAUACCCAUAACCUACACCUACACAUACACAAACACGUAUAUAAAUAUUCUUCGCUCUGGAUGCCCACGAGGGAUAGCAUGUCUCAUAACAAAAGACAAAAGGUCGUUGUAGAAAUUUAUUUUAGUGAAUUUAUAAGUGCAAAAAUUGAAUGCAAAACAAAAUCAAGGAUACUAACAGUUUAUGGCAGCGCGCAUGAACACAGUUUAUGUUUUCCGGUUUAGCUUGUUUAUUUUUUUUUUUAAAUUCCAUUAUGUUUGACUAAACUAGUUGGAUAAAAAGGAAAACGUGAAGGCCUCAGACAUUUAUGUAAUAGUGCAAGUGAGAAAUGGUUAACAAGCAAGCAAGGAUGGAAGAAAAAUAUCAUUCAAUCGGAUGAAGUAUUAUAAAUCAAGAAAGUUCUACUUACCUUUAUUUUAUUGUGUUUAAUUAAUAACAGACAUCGGUUCAUAUUUCACCAAUGAAAGCAAGAA